This is a messenger RNA of Acanthamoeba castellanii str. Neff, 774 nucleotides long. Its product is annotated as RNA recognition motif domain containing protein. The coding region runs from base 1 to 774 and encodes 257 amino acids. The transcript is spliced from 4 exons. NCBI's taxonomy places the organism in Eukaryota, Discosea, Longamoebia, Acanthamoebidae. Gene Ontology annotation, molecular function: mRNA binding. Gene Ontology annotation, cellular component: nucleus. Gene Ontology annotation, biological process: mRNA export from nucleus. The record is from RefSeq and is a predicted model, not a curated record.
AUGUCGAAACUUGAGCUGAGUCUGGACGAGGUCAUCAUGUCGGAUAAGAAGAAGAAGCAAUUCAGGGAAAAGGCGAAGCAGACCGUCCGUGGCGGCUCGGGCAAGGGUGGUCGGGCAACUGGUGGAGGCCGAACUGGUGGUGGUGGGGGCGGUGGUGGUCGGCAGCAAGGUGGAGGCCAGCAGCAGCAGGAGAGACGCCAGGGCGGUGGCGUCCAGCGCGGCCAGCGCCGAACUCGAGGACAGAGGGCCACCCCUUACGACAAGGGUAACCCAGAGAACAUGUGGUCGCACGAUCUCUACAACGAGGACGAGGAGCGCAGACGCGGCGGCGGCGUGGACAGGGACCUCGGCAACACCGGCUUCCUGAAGCGCUCGCUGGGCGGCGGCGGCGGCGGCGGCGACAAGACCACUGUCGAGAUCACCAACCUCAGUUACGACGUGUCCAGCGACGACCUCAAGCGUCUGCUGGGCGGCGAUGGCGACCUGCUCAAGGUCCACAUCGCGUUCGACAGGUCUGGCAGGUCGGAGGGUACCGCGAAGGCCGUGUUCGAGUCGCGCGAGGCCGCCAACAGGGCCAUCAGGGACUUUGACGGCGCCGAGCUCGAGGGGCAGGUCCUGUCGCUCGCCAUCGUCGCCAACGAGGCCUCGCGCGGCAGGCGAGGCGGCGGCGGCGGUGCCAAGAAGGUGGGCGACGGCAACUUCCAGCUCUCGACGGCCGGUGGCCGCAAGGUCAUCACCAGGGUACGCGCAUCUGAUGACAGGGCCUUCUUGUAA